AUGCGGGUCGUAGAUAGCGGCACUAUCUUUACGGUUUUGUUCCACCGCUCGAAUUGCACCACCCCCCUCCUCUGCUCAUUUGGGCCAGCAACAAAAAUAAAUGAACGCCGGACGAGAGGACCACCACCCAGCCUCCUCUCCUCUUCCCAUCUCAGCAGACCAGGACUGAGUUCUGUCAGUUCUGCUUAUCCUCAACUGAUACCUUCACGACAUGAGUUUGGCCUUUACAAUUGGCGCUAA
Messenger RNA from Protopolystoma xenopodis, 240 nucleotides. NCBI's taxonomy places the organism in Eukaryota, Metazoa, Platyhelminthes, Monogenea, Polystomatidea, Polystomatidae. The record is from the annotation of a GenBank genome assembly.